ACCCGUCAAUUGUUAUACGAUAGAGCACAUCACAUUCUUAUCUCCUCAUUAUUCAUUAUCCGCCAAAUAGAUAAAACUACCCAAUGUCUUCCUUUCACCACCACACUCCGUUUCCCAACUUCACAACUACCAUGGCUUCAUGUACAACCACACCACCUUCAUCAUCUCUAAUCUUUUCAACACACACAACCUCCUCCAUCAUCAUCAAUUCACAAGACCUCUCUCCUUCAAACCGUUCUUUUCCUCUUUCCACAACCUUCUUUCUCUCCCCACUCGUUUUCAAACCCGCUAACUGUUUUCAUCUAACCUACCAAUCUAGGGUUUCGAAUUCCUUUGUUUCUGCACUUGCUGCUGAUGUCGCGGAAACUGUUGAUGAAGAGGAGAACGAAGGUGGUGAGGAGGAUGAAUCUGAUGUUACUACUAACACUGUUAUUAUCUCCACUAAGCCUAAGACAGGGAAAGCUGCAUUGGCGCUUAAGAGUGAUAGGGUGAGAUCUAAGAGAUUUUUGGAAAUUCAAAAAUUGAGGGAGCUUAAGAAAGAGUACGACUUGAAGACAGCAAUUUCUUUGGUAAAAGAAACAGCUAAAACCAAGUUUGUAGAAACAGUAGAAGCCCAUUUCCGUCUCAACAUUGACCCUAAAUAUAAUGAUCAACAGUUAAGAGCUACAGUAAGUCUUCCAAAGGGAACCGGAAAGCCUAUUAAAGUGGCUGUUCUUACUCAAGGUGAAAGAUUCGAUGAAGCAAAAAAUGCAGGAGCUGAUUUGGUAGGUGGAGAGGACCUGAUAGAACAGAUAAAAGGAGGAUUCAUGGAAUUUGAUAAAUUAAUUGCUUCUCCAGAUAUGAUGCCUAAGGUUGCUAGCCUAGGAAAGAUUCUGGGGCCAAGAGGACUCAUGCCAAAUCCUAAAGCUGGCACUGUAACGGCUAAUAUUCCUCAGGCUAUAGCAGAAUUCAAACAGGGAAAAGUUGAAUACAGGGCAGAUAAAACGGGAAUCGUGCACUUGCCUUUUGGAAAAGCCGAUUUUCCAGAAGAGGAUCUUCUUACUAACUUGCUCUCUGCUAUAAAAUCAGUAGACUCAAACAAACCUUCUGGCGCGAAAGGUGUGUACUGGAAAAGUGCACACAUAUGCUCAGCAAUGGGUCCUUCUGUUAGGUUAAAUAUCAAGGAGAUGCUUGAUUAUAGGCUUCAAUCAGAAUAAAGCACUUGAAUAUGCUUGUUUUGUUUUAGUCAGCUUUCUGGGUCAUAUUUUGUCGAAGAUGUUACAAGGUUCUGUCAAAAAAAAAAUGUUACCAAGGUUACAUAGAGAGAAGAACUUGGGAUAUACUUUGGAUGGUUAUAUCUUUGUUAAAAAAAUUCUACCAAAAGUGUGCACACAACAGUCUUUGACCCAGGAUGAGGAUUUUCCUUGUAUUAUUAUUACUUUGUAACUAACACCUUAGAUCUCGUUAUAUUAUCUUUCUAUGGUAAUAAAUUUUCAUUUUUGCUUUUGAUAA
Molecule: messenger RNA, 1491 nt
Organism: Lathyrus oleraceus (garden pea)
Lineage: Eukaryota; Viridiplantae; Streptophyta; Magnoliopsida; Fabales; Fabaceae
Source: RefSeq, a predicted model, not a curated record